Dipodomys ordii (Ord's kangaroo rat) is the source of this 590-nucleotide messenger RNA. RefSeq names its product carbohydrate sulfotransferase 13-like. The annotation marks the transcript as partial. The record is from RefSeq and is a predicted model, not a curated record. The transcript has a single exon. Gene Ontology annotation, biological process: proteoglycan biosynthetic process; carbohydrate biosynthetic process. Gene Ontology annotation, molecular function: sulfotransferase activity. Gene Ontology annotation, cellular component: membrane. Lineage: Eukaryota; Metazoa; Chordata; Mammalia; Rodentia; Heteromyidae.
GCCCCGCGCCGCUCACGCCCCCUCCCCGCCCGCUGUGGUCCGCAGGCCCCGCGCCGCUCACGCCCCCUCCCCGCCCGCUGUCCUCCGCAGGCCCCGCGCCGCUCACGCCCCCUCCCCGCUGUGGUCCGCAGGCCCCGCGCCGCUCACGCCCCCUCCCCGCCCGCUGUCGUCCGCAGGCCCCGCGCUCCGCGCUGGCCGAGGUGCACCGGCAGCGGCGCGACCUGCUGCGCCAGGCCUGCAGCCGCCACUCGCGCCGGCCGCGCGCGCUGCGCCCCGAGGAGCUGCGGCACGUGCUGGUGGACGACGCACACGGGCUGCUGUACUGCUACGUGCCCAAGGUGGCCUGCACCAACUGGAAGCGCGUGCUGCUGGCGCUGCGGGCCCGCGCCCACGGGGACACCCGCGACGACCCCCGCGCCAUCCCCGCGCGCGAGGCGCACGCGCCGGGCCGCCUGCCCUCGCUGGCUGACUUCCGCCCCUCUAAUAUCCACCGGCGCCUGCUUAACUACCUGACCUUCCUGUACGUGCACGACCCCUUCCAGCGCCUGCUCUCCGCCUACUUCAGAAAGUUCGCGCGACGAUGCAUCUAG